Molecule: messenger RNA, 1379 nt
Organism: Daucus carota subsp. sativus
Lineage: Eukaryota; Viridiplantae; Streptophyta; Magnoliopsida; Apiales; Apiaceae
Product: RNA polymerase sigma factor sigD, chloroplastic
Exons: 5
Coding region: 32-1252 (406 amino acids)
Biological process (GO): regulation of DNA-templated transcription; DNA-templated transcription initiation
Molecular function (GO): DNA-binding transcription factor activity
Source: RefSeq, a predicted model, not a curated record
AGGAGCUUUAAUAUCCAGAAGCCUAGCUUUAAUGGCCAUAAACAUGUGUUCAUCUGCAAGCCAUUCUCACACCAUAUAUGUUUCAUCUUUACACUCCAAGUCUCCUGUAAAACCAAACCAUUCUACAUCUUCAAAGAUAUGUUUUAAUAUAUCUUCUGAUAACGAUGUUGUUUUACUGGCUGAAACCAUGCCAUUUUCUAGUCCUGAUAUUGAGUUGCUGGAAAAGAAUUUGUGUGAGGUUGAGCUGGAGAGAGAUUGGAGAGAUGGGGUAGGAGUGAGAAGAAAGAAGAGGAGGAAAAGGAGGGGUUUUGAGGGUGAGAAGGAUGAGUAUGGAGAUGUUAAGCAGGUGUUUAGUAGGAGUAGAAGAAAGGCUGGGCAGCAUUUGAGUUCUGAAGAAGAGGCAGAUUAUAUUUUGUUGAUCAAGGAAGAGGCAAAGCUAGAAGCAGCUAGGAGAAAGAUUCUAGAAACAACUAAGCAUGAUCCCACCUUGAGUCAGUUGGCUGAUGUAGUAGGAGUGCCGAAAAGUAGACUAGAUAAGAUAUUGUGUGGAGGAAGAGAAUCACGUCAGAGGAUCACAGAAAGCUACAAAAGACUGGUAGUCUCCAUUGCUUCUAGUUAUCAAGGCAGAGGACUAAAUAUGCAAGACCUAGUACAGGAAGGAAGCAUUGGACUUCUGCGCGGGGUGAAGAAGUUUAAUCCCGAGAAGGGGUUUAAGCUCUCAACUUAUGUGUACUGGUGGAUUAGACAAGCUAUCUCAAAAGCUGUAGCAAGCAAGUCGAGGACUAUCCGGUUACCGGGAAGCGUAUGUGAAGUAAUCCCAAAAAUUGCAGAGGCCAACAAUAGCCUAGCAGUAAGACUACGAAGACCACCCUCUUUUGAAGAAAUUGCGAAGUCUGUUGGCACAACUGUCAAAACUGUAAGACUUAUUUAUCGAAGCAGCAAAGAACCAGUUUCCCUUGAUCAAGCAAUGACCAGCCAAGGCUGCAUGAGUUUACAGGACAUUAUGCCAGGUCCAGAAGAACUCACACCGGAAUCAAUGCUGAUAAAACAGCAUAAAAAACAAGAACUAGAGAAGAUAUUGAAUCAGCUUUCUGAUAGAGAAUCAAUCAUUGUGAGACUAUACUAUGGACUCGAUGGGAAAGCCCCUCGUUCGUUCGAGGAGAUAGGAAAUGUGUUAAAACUUUCAAGAGAAAGAAUUCGACAAAUAAAUGGCACUGCACUGUCAAAACUAAAGCAGAACACUGAAAGAUGAAUUUUCUUUUUCUUUUUGUAAGUACACUAAUUGCCUAGUCAUAAAUAAUAAAUUAGAGUAGUAUUUUUGUUGCAUGGUAUAGUACAGACAUGAGAGUGAAAUAGGAUAUGAAGCUGUAAGCUCCCCA